UGUUUUAAGCGGCAUUGCUUCCUGAAGGUUACCGUGAGGUGAGAGCUACACAGCCGCGGAGCGUCACUGCUGGGGUGUUGUGGCCAGGAGUGUUUGGCCUAUCUGUAGCGCUAGUGUUGGGCUCAGGGAGUAGUGAAAAGCUGAGGGUGAGGUGAAGUCUCUGUGGAGCCCGUAGGCUUAGCAAUGAAGAGGAUAUUUGGGUUCGGGAGUAAGAAGGGCGUGUCGCCCUUGGGCUCCGCUUCUGUUGGGCAGAAGAAUAAUAGGAUUGACAACUUCCUGAUGGGUUACCACGUCCGAGACAGAGAUCUCGGAAAGAUCCACAAGGCUGCCUGCGUGGGCAACGUAGCGAAAGUGCAGCAGAUUCUGUUCUUGGGGAAAAAUGGCGUGGAUGAUAGAGACAAGAUGAACAGGACUGCUCUUCAUUUGGCCUGUGCCAAUGGCCAUCCAGAAGUGGUGACCCUCCUAAUAGAGAGGAAAUGCCAUCUUAACCUCUGUGAUAAUGAAAACAGGACAGCUCUCAUGAAGGCCGUACAGUGCCAGGAAGAGAAAUGUGUAAACAUACUGUUGGAAAAUGGUGCCGAUCCAAAUAUUAGGGAUGUGAGUGGCAACACUGCUCUCCACUAUGCUGCCUUUGGUGAUAAUAUAUCCAUAAUAGAGAAGCUGCUGCUAUACAAUGCGAAUACUGAAGCAAUAAAUAAGGAUAACUUCACACCACUUCUAGUUGCUGUAAAUGAAAACAAACAGCAAAUAGUGGAAUUUUUAAUAGAAAAGGCAGCAAAUAUACAUGCAGUUGAUAAAUUAAAAAGCAAUUACGAAAUAAUUUGCAGACAUAAAGAAGAAAUCAUGCUUAAAAAUUCUUUGCAAAAUAGCAAUCCAGUAGAAGAUAAGAAUUCUGAGGAAGACUCUUUAACCAGGCUUUCCGACAAACCUGGUAUUGAUGAUUCAUGGCCUACAUCAGAUAGCGAAGACUUAGAUUUUGGUACCAAGAAUGUCCCGAAACCAAGUGUAGCAAAGCUACUGCAUUCUUCUGGGCAACUCAUGGAAAACAUGAGAGCAAAACGUGGCUCUGUGAAAGCAGAAGGUGGAACCUUAUCUGAGGACAAUAAUCCUGAUUCUGAAAAUGAAGAUGUGGGUGAAACUCUUUCCAAACCACCAACCAGAGAUUAUGGCGAUUCUCUUCCUGUUUUUCCAUCAGCUAAAUCUCUUCUAAAACCUUCUCUCAAGACGUUAGCUGUCCUUGGUCUUCCAAAGGAAGGAACAGCAAAGUCAGCAGUGGAAGCAAAGGAAGAUGGUAUUGGUAUUAUUGAAAAUGUGCCACCAGAGCAAACAGUUAAUGACAGUUUGACUUCUGGUGGAGUGCAUAAAAAUUACAGAAGUGAUAUGAUGUCAGCAUUAGGAUUAGGAGAAGAGGAAGAUGUAGAAUCACCUUCUGAUCCUGAGAGUAUGUCUGAGAGUCCAAACAAAUAUGUUCCUCAUUUAUCUGGAGCUGUGGAUCAGAAAGGGCAAAGUAUAUUAAAUGGACAAGUAGAAGAUGUGUUUUAUAUACCUUCUUGCAUGAGUGGAUCAAGAAACUUUAAGAUGGCUAAACUAGAGGAUACAAGAAAUGUAGGCAUACCAGUAACCCACAUGGAUCCUCCUGAAAAAUAUCCUCACUUGAAGCCUACCGUUGAAGUGGAAGAUUCUUUUUCUGAUAAAACAGUAGGAAUGAAGGAUAUACAGACAUCCAGAUCAGAUUUUUCGGAUUGGGAGUCUACUAGUUUGACCUUCGGUAAUGAGACUUGUCAAACAUCCAAGAAUUUGAAGGUUGAUAAAUGCCCAUUUGUAUCACAACCAAUGAUCAAAAAUCAGUCAGCAUCCACAGAUUCUGGACCGAUAACCUUAAUAGAUAAAGAAAAGAUUAAUAUUGGAACUGUGCUGCUGUUAGGUAAUUGUACACUCCGUGACCUGAGUGAAUCACAGUUACCAGAAAACAGAGAGAGCAAAGAAGCAGACCUAGACUUAGAAUUAACAUCAGUGGAAGAGCGAGAAAGGCUUGAUGGAAGUGAAAAUAACCACCCACAGUAUCAAGUUCCAUUAAAGGUUGAAGAAAAAAAGAAGCACAGAAGUAGUGACAUGGAAGUAUCAGAAAACAUACAUGAUGCUGCAGCUGCUGGAUUAAUUCAACAAAGAAAGAAUGGAAAAACUGAUAACCAUCAAUUUCCUAUUACAGAAAAUAAAGAUUCUGAUAGUAGUGAACCUGGUUUACAUAUGAAGAAGUUAAAGAAAGGUGAAGAUGAAGAAGGGACAUCAGAAGAAUCUGUGAUCACACCAGUGUUGAAGAAGGCCAAUUCCCUAACUGGUGGUCUACUACAAAUGAAUGAGGGCAGCAGUUUAAGUGAAAAGGAUCAGCAUGAAAGCAGACCUGCAAAGAAAAUUUCUAAGAAGAAGAACAAGGUCAAAAAGCAAGUUACGUCUAUGGAUGACCUUGUCGACUUAAUUCAGUCAUCUGAAACAGCUUCAGAGGAUUGUGAGUUGCCUUACUCUAGGAAUUUCAUGUUGCUAAUUGAAAAACUUGGCAUGGAUUGUAAAGAUACUGUUGGCUUCUUGAAAAUCCAAGAUAUAGUUCUUUCCUAUGAAAGAUUAAUGAAACUUAACAAAAGUCACUGUAAACUACUUACAGGAAAAAUUAAAAAAAUGGAAAAAACAGUUAGUGCACUACAAAACGAGCUACGAGAAGCAAAAGACAUGAAAUCACGGUUAGAGCAUCAAAAAGUGGAAUGGGAACAUGAAUUCUGCAGUUUGAGAUUUACUUUAAAACAAGAAGAGGAAAAAAGAAGAAAUGCUGAUAUGUUAUAUGAAAAAAUUAGGGAGAGGUUAAGAAGAAAAGAAGACCAAUAUAAUAAAGAAGUUGAAACAAAACAACAAUUUGAACUCGCUCUUAGAACACUAAACAUGGAAUUGAAGGCCGCAAAAAAUCAUUUGAAUCAGCUUUCUGAUAGUCAUGAAAAACAACAAGAUCUGUUGCAUAAAAACCACAUGUUGCAGGAUGAAAUUGCCAUGCUAAGACUGGAAAUAGACACCAUAAAAAAUCAGUACCAGGGAAAGGAAACAAAAUAUUGUGAAGACAUUGAAAUUGUAAAAGAAGAGAAUGACAAUCUUCAAAAGACCAUAAAACAGAAUGAGGAAACAUUAUCAAAAACAAUAUUCCAAUAUAGUGGACAGCUUAAUGUUCUGACUGCUGAGAUUACGAUGCUAAACUCUAAACUGGAGAAUGAAAAACAAAAUAAAGAGAGCCUGGAAGCAGAAGUUGAAUCAUACCGUGCUAGACUGGCUACUGCUGUACACGAUCAUGAUCAGAGUCAGACAUCAAGAAGAGACCUAGAACUUGCUUUCCAGAGAGCAAGAGAUGAAUGGUUUCACUUACAGGACAAAAUGAAUUUUGAUGUGUCUAAUCUACAAGAUAACAAUGAAGUUCUUUCUCAGCAACUUUCUCAAGUUGAAAGUAAACUCAAUGCCCUGGAAAUUGAGCUCCAUCACACAAAAGAUGCUCUCAGAGAAAAGACUUUAGUUUUAGAAUGUGUACAAAGGGACCUAAGCCAAACACAAUGCCAGAAGACGGAAAUUGAACACAUGUAUCAGAACGAACAAAGUAAAGUGAAUAAAUAUAUUGCAAAGCAGGAAUCCUUAGAGGAAAGGUUAUCUCAACUACAAAGUGAAAAUAUGUUGCUUAGACAGCAACUAGAUGAUGCUCACAACAAAGCGGACAGUAAAGAAAAGCUAGUAAUUAAUAUCCAAGACCAGUUUCAGAAUAUCAUAAAAAAACUUGAAGCUAAAAGUGAAGAACAAGGUCUUAUGCUGGGAGAAAGAAAUAAAGAAUUAAUCGAUGAAUGUAAACAUUUAAAAGAAAGAAUGUAUCAUUAUGAAAAUGAGAAAGCAAAAAUAGAAGUAGUUAUGAGACAACUGCAACAAGAACUGGCUGAUACUCUGAAGAAACAGUCUAUGUCAGAGGCUUCCCUGGAGGUUACAUCACGUUAUCGUCUUAGUUUAGAAGAUGAGACACGGGAUCUAAAGAAGAAAUUAGGUCAAGUCAGAAGUCAGUUGCAAGAAGCACAGGAUCGACAUGCAGAGGCCGUAAGAUAUGCUGAGAAGACGAAAGAUCAUAUGCAAAAGCUAGAGGUUAAAAAUACCAGACAAGAAGAAACCAUCAAAGAGCAAGCGGCCCAAAUUCAAGAUCUUCAGAGCAACUUGUUAAGGACAAGUUUGGCUGAUGACCUUACAACAAAACUGGAAACUACAUCUUCAAAAUGUCUACACCUGGAUGCAAAAAAUCAAGUUCUUCAACAGGAGUUAUUGUCAAUGAAAGCUUUAGGAAAAAAAUGUGAAAAACUAGAGAGCAAUAGCAAGAAGUUACAACAAGAAGUCGUAAAAUUGAAAAGUUUUAUGGAAAUGAAUAUGGUAGAACGCAGUCAAGUGGAACAGUAUAAACGGGAGAUUGAAGAAAGAGCACGACUGGAGAUAGUAGAAAAAUUAAAGGAAGUCAAUCUGUUUUUACAGGCACAAGCAGCAGCUCAAGAAAACUUAGACCAGUUAAGAGAAAAUGCUCAUGCUUCAAUGAGAAGUCAAAUGGAACUUAGAAUUAAAGAUCUGGAAUCUCAGGUCUCUACAAUGAAGACUUCUCAAGAAGAUUCUACUAAAACAGAGUUGGAAACAUACAGGCAACUCUACCUAGAAGAAUUAAAAGCUAGAAAGUCCUUGAGAAAUAAGCUGAACAGGACCAAUGAGAGACUGUCAGAGAUCAAUACAAAACUUCUGGUAGAGAGACAGCAGCACCAAACUUUACUCGGCACUCUUGCUAUGAGGUCAGGCCUGGAACCACCUUAUUGUGGACAUUUUGAAAAUAAUUUAGUGCUCAAUAGAAAUCUUACUCCAAGAGGAAACUUAGUGAUUCCUACCUCAAACCCACGGCCGUCAUAUGACUACAGGGAGACUUCCUUGUGGAAGAUGCAGUGGGAGUUGGAAAAAAGUAUAACCAGAGCACUAGAAGAAGCUGCUACUGAAUUUGAAUCAGGAUCCUGUAGAACUCCUUUAGUAUCUACUGAUGAUUCAAUUCUAAAUCAAGACCUGGUAUGGAAAGCGUCACAAGAAUAUGUACAGAUUUUGAAUAAAAAUUAUAUGAUUUGAAAAAUAGAAAAAAUUUACUGGAUGCUUACAAAACAUUUUCAUUGUUUCCCAAUUGAACACACUAUAUGGCAAAAUCUUGAUUAAAGGAAAAUGUUUUUGUAUCAUAUGUGUGUGAUGAAAAUCUGUAUAAUAUUUUAAACUAUGUUUCUUGGCAUCUCAUUAACUUUUAAGCACAUUUUGUACGUGGAAACCAGCACUAGAGGGUUUUACAUACUUCAGACCGCUCCACUACCAGCUGUUUGAACAGCACCCAAACAACCAAGUUGCCACUAAUACUUCAGUAGUGUUAACGGAUGGCUUUUGUAUUUUCCAAUUUUUGUUACUAUAUGUGGACCUAAAGAUUUAGACAUUAUUUUGAUGUAUUCCUGCUAUGGCUAUUGCCAAUGUUUGUAUGUAUUACAAUAUUUUAUAAUGCCAUAAAACCUGUGUAUAAUUGUAAACACUGAUUCAUAGCUCUUUCCACAUGGAGAAAUAAAAUUUGUCUAAGGCUUUUCA
Molecule: messenger RNA, 5655 nt
Organism: Leopardus geoffroyi (Geoffroy's cat)
Lineage: Eukaryota; Metazoa; Chordata; Mammalia; Carnivora; Felidae
Gene: ANKRD26
Product: ankyrin repeat domain containing 26
Exons: 32
Coding region: 184-5160 (1658 amino acids)
Molecular function (GO): protein binding
Source: RefSeq, a predicted model, not a curated record